AUGGAAACGCAUAUUCUUAUUUUUCUGUGGUCAAUCUUGGGAGCGCGUGCCUAUAAUGUGCAAAAUGGCACAUCAGCGACAAAACAGCGUUUUCCAGAAGAUUUCUUAUUUGGAGUAGCUACGUCUGCUUACCAGAUAGAGGGGGCAUGGAACAUUGACGGUAAAGGUUGGUCAAUGUGGGAUUUUUUAGUUCGAAAUGACCCAGAUGCUAUCAUGGACAAGAGUAAUGGGGACGUUGCUGCAAACUCAUAUGAGUUGUACGAGCGAGACGUGGAAAUGCUUACUGAAUUAGGCGUUAACACUUAUAGGUUCUCUAUUUCAUGGCCUCGAAUACUUCCUAAUGGUCGCGCUGACUAUGUAAACCCUUUAGGUGUAGCCUAUUACAAUGAUUUAAUUGAUAGACUAUUAGAAAACGGUAUAACGCCUUUUGUUACGAUGUAUCAUUGGGAUUUGCCACAAAAUUUAAGCGAGCAAGGUGGUUGGAUGAAUGAAGAUAUAGUUGAUUGGUUUGGUGAUUACGCCAGGGUUCUGUUCGAAAAUUUUGGCGACAGAGUGAAACAUUGGCUAACAAUCAACGAACCCUAUAUUCAUUGUAAAUUGAGUUAUGACAAUGGAAUGCAUGCACCAAGAAUACGCUCACCUGGUAAAGCGUUUUACGACUGUGGCCGUAAUAUACUCUUGGCAAAUGCAAGAGCCUUUCACAUUUACAAGAAAGAGUUCAAAAACAUACAAGACGGAAAAAUUGGUCUAGUCUUCAGCAUGGAUUGGCCUGUACCAGAUACUAACACUAGUGAAAAUUUGGAUGCUAUUGCUAGCUACUUCGCUUUUAACUUGGGACAAUAUGCAGAUCCAAUAUUUACAGAAGAAGGUGACUACCCUCAACUUUUAGUUGACAGAGUAGCCCAAACAAGUUUUAAUCAAGGAUAUAACGAAUCCCGACUGCGUAGUCUUACUCAAGAAGAAGUUAACUACAUAAAAGGAACAUCGGAUUUCUUCGCACUUAAUCACUAUAGCAAUACAUUUGUAUAUCGAAAUGAUUCAUUAAAAGGAAUGUUUGAAGUUCCAUCCGUUGACGAGGACGCAUAUUAUAUGAGUUACUAUGUCAAACCCUCAAAUUUUAAACCUUGUCGUAUGGAAUUAUCG
Molecule: messenger RNA, 1143 nt
Organism: Parnassius apollo (apollo)
Lineage: Eukaryota; Metazoa; Arthropoda; Insecta; Lepidoptera; Papilionidae
Source: the annotation of a GenBank genome assembly